This is a messenger RNA of Centropristis striata (black sea bass), 2234 nucleotides long. It is a transcript of the gene fgf10b, whose product is annotated as fibroblast growth factor 10b. Gene Ontology annotation, biological process: secretion by lung epithelial cell involved in lung growth; positive regulation of ERK1 and ERK2 cascade; limb development. The record is from RefSeq and is a predicted model, not a curated record. The coding region runs from base 872 to 1630 and encodes 252 amino acids. The transcript is spliced from 3 exons. Gene Ontology annotation, molecular function: chemoattractant activity; growth factor activity; type 2 fibroblast growth factor receptor binding. Gene Ontology annotation, cellular component: cytoplasm. NCBI's taxonomy places the organism in Eukaryota, Metazoa, Chordata, Actinopteri, Perciformes, Serranidae.
UCAGCCCUGAGACAUUGAGAGAGAGAGAGAGAGACCUCCCCAGACCGUUACCUCGAUGCUGUGUGAAGGUGGAGUCAUUUGGGGGUAGAGAGAGAGAAAGAGAGAGGGGAGAGAGAUGAGGAGAGAGCGAGAGGAGCAGAAGAACACAGAUGGAUUAUCUGACAUGCGCCCGGAUUGACCAGCGUUCCUCUUUAAGUCUUGAAUUCUGUAUUUCCUCCUCAGAGUGAAAACUGAAAAAGCUUUCCUGCACAUGUGGACCGUAGCAGCUAUCGCACAGGUACAUUGUGUGGUACACCUUUUUUUUAUUCCAUUGGAAUAAGGAAUUUUACACACGGCAAACUUUGAACCUGGAUAUCAGUGAACUUUUUUUUCUCCCUUUUUUCUUUUUUCUUAAAUUGAGCAAGUGCCUGGAAAUACAGGGGUCACACUGGAGCAGCAGCCAAGAAUAAUAGUCACAAUUAUACAAACAAUUGAGAACAAAUUAGAAAACGGAAGGGAAGUGGAAAAACAGGUUUGUUACUGGAAUACACACAAAUAGUAAUUGUUGUGUUGUUUUUGAGGUAAUCUUUCGGACUGAUUUAUUUUCCAAAACAGACUUUUUGAUUGUGAGCCCAAAACACUGGAGAACUGAGUGGAAUAUCAGCUUGAAGCGCAGUGACUUGUUGAACAGUCAUUACACCAUCAGAAAUAAUUCAGAGGGAAAUCUAAGGAUUUCAUCCAGGUGUUGAAUCAUUUGGACUCUGCAGGGGGACCAUCUCGCCCAGUCUGGUCUGUGGAGGGCUCCCCUCCCUGCCCUCCCAGCCUCUCCUCGCCCCCAGCAGCAUGUCCCAGGCUCUGAGGCUGCCUCUAGUCCUCCACACAGCACACUACCAUGAUCAGAUGGGCUGCUGGAGGGAGUAAGGCUGCCUCUGCCUCGUCCUGCUCCAGGGCUGGGUUAGGGGCUCGUUCUGGUCUUGGGAUCAGCUCCAGACUUAAGUCCUCAUCAACACUGCUUCCCUCCCUGUCUCUGCCCCUCCUGGUUGCCCUGGUGGUUUUUUCCUUCUCCCUACCCGGGGCGGCCUGCCAUCAGCUCCGCAGAGACAGGCUGAGGCUCACCAACCCACAAACUCUCAGAGUUCCACUGAACAUUUCUGAGACUGAGGUCGCCUCAAGGCCCAGGGCCACUGGGGGCCCCCUGGGUCGGACUGGGGGGCCGCAGGGUAGGCAUGUGCGCAGCUACAAUCAUCUCCAAGGGGACAUACGGAGGAGGAAGCUGUUCUCUUACCAGAAGUUUUUCCUGAGGAUCGAUAGGAACGGAAAGGUCAAUGGAACCAAGAGCAAAGAUGACCCCCUCAGUAUUCUGGAAAUCACAUCGGUGGACGUGGGAGUGGUGGCCAUCAAAGGGCUGAACAGCAACUACUAUCUGGCUAUCAGCAGGAAGGGAGAGCUGUACGGAGCGAGAGAGUUUGGUGUCGACUGCACCCUGAAGGAGCGCAUAGAGGAGAAUGGCUACAACACGUAUGCAUCAGCUGAGUGGAGGAACAAGAAGCGGCAGAUGUUUGUGGGUCUGAAUGUCCAUGGGAAGCCGCUGAGAGGGAAGAAAACCCGCAGGAAGAACACGGCCACCCACUUCCUUCCAAUGACGGUGUAAAGUGGAGGACUCAACUGGAGAAGGAGGAUUUGCAGCACUGGACUGAGAGGUUUUAAAUAUUGAAAAAAAAAGCUGUAAAAUAAAGACAUUCACUGAGAAAUCUCUCAUUUGAAAACAAGGCACUAACACUGUUACACAAAAAUAUGUGGUCUCUGCUCCUGACUUUGACUGAGAUCAUCUACUUUAUUUGGUGGGAUAAGAUAAUAUCUGUGUUUUCUGUGGCACGGGAUGCAAUAUUUAUCCUUUUUUUCUGUGCCAAACAGUUUGCAACUGGAGAAUGUGUGUAAUGUGGACAACACAGAAGAUACUGUCCCAGCUAAUGUAUAUGCAGAAGACAUUAUUUAUAACCCAUAUUCUCCUGUGAGACACCAGCUAAUCCACAACAUAAAGGGGAGACAUAGAAAUUGGAUGAGAUGAGGGAAAUGAUCAGUCAGUUUAUCACGACAGCAUUAAAUAAUAGAGGAUACAACACAUUAAAGCAAAUGUUUGAUACUUAACCACUGUGUUUUGACUGUAUUGUAAUGAUUUAUUUAUUUUGUGAAAUAUUUAACUGGAGGGGAACACUUACAAGACAAGCAUUCCUUUGCAUUCUUUACUUUUUAUA